AUGCAGCGGGAGCGUGGGGGGCAGAGCCCAGGAGCCCCUGAAACUGAGAUCAAGGCUGUCAUCGUCGGGGACGGGGGCUGCGGGAAGACAUCACUGCUGGUGGCCUUCGCCAAGGGAGACUUCCCCAAGGUCUAUGUACCCACGGUGUUUGAGAAGUACACAGCGUCCCUCCAGGUUGCUGGCAAGCCCGUGACGAUCCACCUCUGGGACACAGCAGGACAGGAAGACUAUGACAGGCUUCGCCCACUGUCCUACUCAGAUGCCAAUGUUGUCCUCAUGUGCUUUGAUGUCACCGACCCCAACAGCUAUGACAACAUCCUAACGAAGUGGUACCCAGAGGUGAACCACUUCUGCAAGGGUGUGCCGGUGCUGCUGGUGGGCUGCAAGACAGACCUACGGCAGGACCAGGAGGUGCUGCGGAAGCUGCAGGAGGGACGCAAGGAACCUGUCUCCCGCCAGCAGGGAGAGACCAUGGCACGGCAG
Acanthisitta chloris (rifleman) is the source of this 483-nucleotide messenger RNA. Its product is annotated as rho-related GTP-binding protein RhoD-like. The record is from RefSeq and is a predicted model, not a curated record. Gene Ontology annotation, molecular function: GTPase activity; GTP binding. NCBI's taxonomy places the organism in Eukaryota, Metazoa, Chordata, Aves, Passeriformes, Acanthisittidae. The annotation marks the transcript as partial. Gene Ontology annotation, biological process: small GTPase-mediated signal transduction; cell migration. The transcript is spliced from 5 exons.